Molecule: messenger RNA, 4185 nt
Organism: Hypomesus transpacificus
Lineage: Eukaryota; Metazoa; Chordata; Actinopteri; Osmeriformes; Osmeridae
Product: RNA-binding motif, single-stranded-interacting protein 2-like
Exons: 14
Coding region: 89-1285 (398 amino acids)
Cellular component (GO): nucleus; cytosol; ribonucleoprotein complex
Molecular function (GO): mRNA 3'-UTR binding; poly(U) RNA binding; poly(A) binding
Source: RefSeq, a predicted model, not a curated record
CCUCUGAAUACAAGCUAACUUCCCGAGCUGCUGACGUCAGCUGGCAGCCUGGGCUGUACUCGCCGCUUCGGACAUAGCGCCGAGAAAAAUGCUGCUCUCCGUACCGCCAAGGGCAGGGAUCAAUCCAUACAACGGCUAUAACAGCAGAAACAGCAAAAAGCAGUCCUAUGUGUCCUCCGGCCACCAGAUGGCGCCCCCAAGUCCCAACACUAACAGCAGCAGCAACAGCAGUGGGGGAGGGGAACAGCUGAGUAAAACCAACCUGUACAUCCGUGGCCUUCAUCCUGGAACUACGGACCAGGACCUGGUCAAGCUGUGCCAGCCGUAUGGCAAGAUAGUCUCCACCAAGGCCAUCCUGGACAAAACCACCAACAAGUGCAAAGGUUAUGGCUUUGUGGACUUUGACAGCCCAGCAGCAGCUCAGAAGGCUGUAACCGCCCUGAAGUCAAGUGGGGUCCAGGCUCAAAUGGCCAAGCAACAGGAGCAGGACCCCACCAACCUGUACAUCUCCAACCUGCCUGUCUCCAUGGACGAGCAGGAGCUGGAGAGCAUGCUGAAGUCCUUCGGCCAGGUCAUCUCCACACGCAUUCUCCGCGAUGCCAACGGGACCAGUCGUGGUGUAGGAUUUGCCAGAAUGGAGUCUAAGGAGAAGUGUGAAGCCAUCAUUCAGCAUUUUAAUGGCAAAUUCAUCAAAACUCCACCAGGAGUGCCUGUGCCCCCAGAACCAUUAUUGUGCAAGUUUGCAGACGGAGGACAGAAGAAGAGGCUGAACCAGGGGAAGUACCUGCAGAAUGGUCGGCCCUGGGGCAGAGACGGGGACACGGGAGGGAUGACACUUGCAUAUGACCAUGCAGCCUUACAGAAUGGGUUCUACUCAUCCCCCUACAGUCUGGCUCCUAACCGGAUGAUCGCCCAGACCCCCCUGUCACCCUACAUGCAUUCACCUGUUUCCUCCUACCAGGUCCAUAGUCCGUCCUGGAUGCACCACCAGUCAUACCUCAUGCAGCCAGCAGGCACAGUCUUGACCCCAACCAUGGACCAUACCAUGUCCAUCCAGCCCACAUCCAUGAUGGGCCCUCUCACCCAGCAGCUAGGCCACCUGUCUCUUGGCAGCACAGGCACGUAUAUGCCUGCAAACACAACCAUGCAGGGGACUUACAUCCCCCAGUAUACCCCAGUGCCUCCUGCCAGUGUCCCUGUGGAGGACAAUGGUGGACAACAGCAACAGGUUGCCAUGGAGACACCUACAGAACACACAAAUUACUCCUACCAACACACCAAGUGAAGCUAAGCUAAGCUCCCUCUGGUGAGGGCUCAUGGCAGACUGAACCAGUGGGGUUCUUCAGGAGGAUAGCAUUGCUUUGCAUACAGACACCAUGGACCCGACUCAAACACAGAUCACAGAAGGAACCUGCGUGUGUUUCGACAGAGAGGACAACACAAUGUCACACUUUUCCUAUUACUUCUACAUGAGUUUAUCAACCAAAGGUGGGAACCUUCUGCAAAGAAGCUUUGAUCUAUUUUGAUAACUGAAAAUAACAAAACAAAAAAAGAACAAAGAAACAAGUAGGAAAGGAGGUUGACACAGAGCAUUAUUUUUGUGCACGUAAUAUAUCAAAUUCUUAUUUUUUAAAACCAUUCUGAAUGUUUCAGAGUGAUAUCAAGGAAAAGAGUUACAACACAAUGUGUCUUUUAUUUUUUGUAAGAUAUGCAAACAUUUUUAUUUUUUCUGAUGUGUGUUUUUUGACAUUCUAUAUGCAGCAGUAGGACAAUAUUUUGUACAGAUUUUAUGCAAAAUUACAAUUUGUUAAAAUUUUGUGUUAGAAAAAGCAUGUAAAUGCUAAAUAAACCGUUUAAAGCUACUUCUUUAUAAACUAGUCUGUUAAAUUAACUGCCAGAAGAUAACAUUGGUUAUUUAAAGAUUAUUUAAAAUCUGAUAAAACAAUGUUUCUCUCACAAACACAGAUUUAAUUUUAUAAGCGUAGGACAAUCAUUAUACUUUUUAUUUAAAUGUUUAUUUACAAUGUACAAACAUGUCACCUAUAUAUUUUAUUUAGUGAUUAUAAUUUAUAAGGUCAUGAUGAACAUUGGCAUUAAGAUUGACAACUCAUACUAUAAUAUUUUAUGAGAACAUUUUCUGCAAAUGGUUCUUUCGAUAACAUAUUCAAUUUAAACAUUUUAGUAAAUACAGACAUGAAUUCAUUCAAUGAGAUUUGACAAAACAGAAGAAAAACAAAAUCGAAAUGUAAACUGGUAUUAAAUUCAAUUUUAUUAUGAUCAGAUAUAUAAUUCCAAGAAAGGAAUGUCUAACAUUCCUUAAUAUCACCAUUGUUUAUGAAAAAUACAUUUAGAUUGUGUUUACCUUUAAAAGUGCAUAACGGCAAUUAUUGGAUCAUACAUGCCAGGGUUAGUAUAAUGAUAGUUUAUAUGACUUUAUUUGAUUUGUGAAUCUGUCCAUGUACCACACACAGUCUGUGAGAAGUGGUUUUAAGCGGUUUUGUUAGGCUAGAUCUAUACAGGUAUCAAUAGUGAAUUUCAACUUUUGUAAAAAAUAAAAAGAUUAAAUAGAUAAAAUUAAUACAAAUUGUUGGUGUGAUCAUAUGGGUUGUGAUGAUUUAUGUGUACAAAAGAGUGCUAAAGUAGCUAAUUGGAAUAAAUCAAGAAGAAAAAUUGUGGUUAACUAAAGAAAGGAGUUAGAGUGUCCUCAUUUUGUCCUUGUUCAUAUAGUUAGGGGCCUUUGUUGGAGAAAAAGGGAGCUGCAACUUUUGUUCAAUGCUGCUGUUGUCUCCUUAGUUGUAAUUUCUAACUGUCAGCCAUUUUGGUUCUUUUGUUGUUGUAGAAAGCUAUAUUGUUGUCAUUUUUUGUCUUUCACUUGAAACCUUUGAGUUGUCAUGCCUUAUGUUGUUGUUAACCUAGAAUAUCUUUUUGAUUAAUUUCCUUUUCAUUAAAAUUAGAUUUUAGCUGUAGGGAAAUAACUUUCCUAGACUGUAGAUGUAAAGUUGUUUUUACUUUCUAAGAGAUUCAAUGCAUUUUAUAUGAUGUUGAGUUUGUGCAUUUGCACGUGGUCCAUGCAAACUGCAACAUUAUGUUUUGCUUGCUUUAUCCUAUGUUAAUUUCCGUUCCAGAGCACUGUGUUGUUAAUCAUUAUAUUUUUAGCGGCCUAACAGAAAGUCUUUAAGUCCACUUCCACUAGCCCAACUAUUUUGAUUGAAUGCAGUAUAUAAUCAUAUUCAGAAGCUGAGAAAGCAUAUGAAUGCCCUUUCCAACAAAAUAGAAACUGUAAAUGUGUGCAUUAUCCAAUUAUUGUAUAGUUUGAAACACAUUUAAAUACAUUUGUGAAAAAUUAAUCUAUACUCCUCGAUAAAUUAAUUGAAAAAGUGUGGCAAAAGCCCAUUUAAAAGGUUUAGGGCCAUCAGAAGUAAUCUAUUUGCUAUAGUUGGGCAUUAUCGAGGGUUGAGCUUCCUAUUCAUGAGCAGUCAUAGUUUUACAAACCAUAGUUUUAAUGGUUUAUGCUGGAUGUCACAUUUUUCUAACUAUUCAAAAUGUUGUGUUCAUCUUUGCUCCUCUAGCUCAGCAUUCGGUCUCCCUCAUCCAGGUUUGUUUGUUAUUUAUAUCUACAACCAAAGAUGAUCAAGCCAUCAACCUGUCAACAGAGCUUUCUGUCAGUUUAUUACAUAGGAAAAUGCUGAUCUCAGUCCACGGACAUAUAUAUCUCUUUUCUGUAGCUCUAUGUUGAUGUAACACCUUUUUAUUUUUUAAAGUUACAGGAAGCUAAUGGGACAUUGAGUGACAUUCCUCUCAUAACGUGGUUUUGUUGAAUUCAUGUUUAAGAUGUUCAUUUAAAACCACAUUGUAAAAAUCUGGGGGAAAUUGUUCUCAUGCUUUAUAGUGUCAAAAUGGAGAGUUCAGCAUUUGCAAUCUCUGUAAAUAUUAGACUCCCUUCUGUUCUCUUGUAUUCUUUUCAUGUCAAGAUGUUUGUAAUAUUAUUUGUCUCUACUUCAUCAACUAUAUUUUGUUGAUGUUUCAUGAUCUGUCCAGAUACAGUAACACAAGAAUUAUCACAAGCAAGUUUCACAUUCAGUCCACCACAUCAUGAAGGAAAAUAAGGAUUAUUUUAUGUAUUCAUGGUAACAAAUAUUUCAUGUAUCAGCCAUAACAUUAAACAGAAAUUUAUUUUGAAACUAU